AAAUUUGUAUAAAGAAUUAUAAAUUUGCUUAAAACGUUUUAUUUAAAAUCUGAUCUAUUAUAAUUAUAAUAACAAUGGUGAAAUAUUGCGCUUUAAAAAACUGUAAAAAUAUAUGGAAUCCAUUAAUGGAUAUUGGAUUUCAUAGAAUGCCUACUACAAAUGAGGAACUUCUUGCAAAGUGGCUUAAGAACAUUCCCAAACAUUUAUUGCCGAAAUGGACAAAGAAUUCUCACAUUUGUAGUAAACAUUUCAAAAAGCAUUGUUAUGAAAUAGGUUGCCUCGUUCGCAGGAAACUUAAAAGUGAUGCUGUACCUACUAUUUUUAAAAGUUCAGAUGAACCUGAUGAUGAUACUGAUAGUUCUACAAAUGAAACAAAUUUAAGUUCAUCGCAGCAACUUGUUGAUAGUGGUCAGCCCAUAAGUUUCUGUAACGACGCUAGAUGUAUCAAGUGCCCUAAGAAUAUUCCAGAUUUAAGAACGGUACGCAAAAUUAAUGCUGCAGUACAAGUUGAAAAUCGGUAUUUACCUGUGUCACCUGACAAGUCAAAACUUAAGAGAGACGUAAGAGUAUUGCAACAACGUUUAAGACGAAGAGACGAAGCUCUUACUUCCUUGAAAUUAUUAGUAGCCCAACUCAAAAUGUACAAACGCAUUAAAGAAAAAAAGCCUGAUGAAUAAUUUCUCAAAAACAUUAUCCAAAAAUAUUGAGUAUAACCGCCCCAAUAUAAAUUACAGAGAAUAUUAUAAUUAUUGUAUUGUGUUAUGUACGGAUCAAAGGAUGAUUCAAGAAAUACCUGAUGUAAUGAAGGAAUGAAAUAUUUUUGGGCAAAACAUUUUUUUUCCACAGAUAUGCAGGUGUUGGUCUGAUGAAAAGCAUUUUUUGUCAAGUCAAAUUUUUCUUUUGAGUUCGUUAAUUAUUCUAAUAAAUUGACAUAAUACUCGU
Molecule: messenger RNA, 942 nt
Organism: Harpegnathos saltator (Jerdon's jumping ant)
Lineage: Eukaryota; Metazoa; Arthropoda; Insecta; Hymenoptera; Formicidae
Product: THAP domain-containing protein 1
Exons: 4
Coding region: 75-677 (200 amino acids)
Source: RefSeq, a predicted model, not a curated record